Molecule: messenger RNA, 1493 nt
Organism: Phoenix dactylifera (date palm)
Lineage: Eukaryota; Viridiplantae; Streptophyta; Magnoliopsida; Arecales; Arecaceae
Product: putative purine permease 11
Cellular component (GO): membrane
Molecular function (GO): purine nucleoside transmembrane transporter activity
Source: RefSeq, a predicted model, not a curated record
UGAUGAGGAAAAAUAUCCCACUAAAAAUCUGCAGUAAUUGCCGGUGCUCUUUCUGUUCUCUUCUGCUUCUCCCUUCUCUUUACUCCUUCUACUGAACCACCGUCUUACGAACUCGUAGGGGGUCUUCCAAACUGCCAGACAUGGGGGAUGCCGGAGAAAUUCAACUCCAAAUCAGAGGAACUCAAGAACAACAAAGCCUCCAUAAAGAUGCAACCGCCGGCAAUCAACCACCGAAACCAUCCUCCUCGUUCAAACAAUGGCGGUGGUGGCUCAUGGUGGCUCUCAAUAUCUUCUUCCUCGUCGCUGGCCAAACAGUGGGCACCCUUCUCGGGAGGCUCUACUACAACGAAGGCGGCAGCAGCAAAUGGAUGCUCACACUUGUCGCGUCUGCAGGCUAUCCAAUCCUCUUCCUUCCACUUCUUCUCUUCCCUUCACCCACUUCUACCACCUCCUUUGCCCGUGUGCCCAUCACUAACAUUGCAUUCAUAUACAUCUCGUUAGGCCUCAUGGUAGCAGCAGACAACUUAAUGUAUUCCUAUGCCCUCUUGUACCUUCCUAUCUCGACCUACUCCCUUCUAUGUGCUACUCAACUGGCUUUCAAUGCAGUCUUCGCCUACUUCCUCAAUUCACAAAAGAUCCCUCCCCUCAUCUUCAACUCUAUCAUGCUCUUAACAUUCUCUGCUGCUCUCCUGGGGAUCCAAUCCAAUACAGAGGACUCCAAAUAUAUCCCUAAAGAGAAGUAUCCACUAGGAUUUGUGUUGACACUUGGAGCAUCAGCUACCUACUCACUGAUCCUGUCUCUAAUGCAGCUCACCUUCCAGACGGUUCUGAAGACCGAGACAUUCUCCGUCGUGCUGCGGAUGCAGAUUUGGACAUCGUUCGUCGCAAGCGCUGCCACUGUGGCAGGGCUGUUUGCCAGUGGAGAGUGGAGGAGGUUGGAGGGGGAGAUGGAUGGCUUUGGGAAGGGGAGGGUGUCAUAUGUGAUGAUAUUGGUGUGGUCUGCAGUGGCUUGGCAGGUGGCCGCCGUGGGGAUAGUAGGUUUGGUUUUUGUGGUGUCCUCUCUAUUCUCUAAUGUGAUCAGCACCUUGGGUCUACCUGUGGUGCCAAUCUUUGCUGUGAUCUUCUUUCAUGAUAAGAUGGAUGGAGUGAAGGUCAUGGCCAUGUUGAUUGCUCUUUGGGGGUUCAUUUCUUAUAUUUAUCAGCAGUAUCUUGAUGACAGUGAGGCCAAAAGGGCCAUUAGAAGUGAUACAGAGGCUGGGUCAGGUGUUUCCAUCCCUCCAUAGAAAAAUAGGUGGUCACCUUUAACUUUCUUCUUCUCUUAGGUAUGAGUUGGUUGGCUGUCUUCCUAUCCUCCAUUCAUGGGAAUCAGUGAUCAUGUAUUCGAAGAAAGAUGCAUAUGAAUUCUCUCAAAAGGAAGAUAUAUGAUACUGUUCUUUGUGUCAUGAGUCACAUUGUUGAUUAAAAAAACUGAAAGAGCUUAAAACUUUUAAAAA